UGAUUCUACGCCUAUUAGCAACGAGAGGUAGAGUGGAUUGCAUCUGAGGUGGGAGAGCUUGGUCUUGGUUAGCUAGUCUGAGAUUGAGUCGGCGUUUCGUUCCAUGCAUAUCCCAGUGAAAUGAGCUGCUGGUCCGCAUAUGAUACGCUCGAUGCAGAUUCUGCCCGUCAACAUUGAUUAUUAAAUACAUUGUAUUACCAUUGUAGACUAUUAUUGUUAAACAGUAACGGGAGUCUUUGUCAUAUCAUAAAAACAUUGUUGUAUUUUGAUUUUUUUUUUUAAAACCCACCUUUUUAUUUAUAUUUUAUUCCAUGAUCGCGGUAUGAUUUGUCGUGAUUUGAUGGUUUGAUGGGGCUUUUACGGAUUAUGAUGCCUCCCAAGUUUCAGCUACUGGCGGUCUUGGCGUUUGGAGUGGCGAUGCUUUUCCUGGAGAACCAAGUCCAGAAACUGGAGGAAUCUCGGGGCAAGCUUGAGAGGGCCAUUGCAAGGCAUGAAGUGCGGGAGAUUGAACAGCGCCACACCAUGGACGGCACUAAAGAUGUGGUUUUAGAUGAGAGCGAUGAUGUGGUCAUUAUUUACAACCGGGUCCCUAAAACUGCAAGCACCUCCUUCACAAACAUUGCCUACGACCUGUGCGGCAAAAACAAAUACCACGUCCUGCAUAUCAACACCACCAAAAACAACCCUGUGAUGUCCUUGCAAGACCAGGUUCGAUUCGUGAAGAAUGUAACGUCUUGGAAGGAGAUGAAGCCUGGAUUCUACCAUGGACAUGUAGCCUUUUUAGACUUUGCAAAGUUUGGAGUGAAGAAGAAGCCCAUCUACAUCAAUGUAAUCCGGGAUCCUAUCGAGCGAUUGGUGUCCUAUUAUUACUUCCUACGCUUCGGGGAUGAUUACAGGCCUGGGCUUCGGAGGAGAAAACAAGGAGAUAAAAAGACCUUCGAUGAGUGCGUCUCGUCUGCAGGCUCCGACUGCGCUGCAGAGAAGCUCUGGCUUCAGAUCCCCUUCUUCUGUGGUCACAACUCUGAAUGCUGGAAUGUCGGAAGCAGAUGGGCUUUGGAACAAGCCAAAUACAACCUGAUUAAUGAAUACCUGCUGGUUGGUGUAACCGAGGAGUUGGAGGAUUUUAUCAUGAUGCUGGAGGCUGCGUUACCAAGCUUCUUCAGAGGAGCUGCCGAACUCUACCGCACAGGAAAGAAAUCGCAUCUGAGAAAGACGUCUGAGAAGAAGCCACCCACAAAGGAGUCGAUCGCGAAGCUGCAGCAGUCCGACAUCUGGAAAAUGGAGAACGAAUUCUACGAAUUUGCACUGGAACAGUUUCAGUUUAUCAGAGCACACGCCGUGCGGGAAAAGGAUGGGGAGCUGUACCUCCUCGCUCAGAACUUUUUCUACGAAAAGAUCUACCCCAAGAUGAACUAGAGUGCCAGACUGCAACUGAGGAGAUAGGCAGCCUGCAGCACUGGUCUCAUUUCAUGUGCACCUGGGAGGGAGAAGGCAGAACGGGCACUGCAAAGGACACCAGGACUGAGUCUCUGAACUCUAAUCUGUCUGUGAAGAGUCCCAGGCCAUUGCCAAACAUUCACUGCACCAUUGAAACUAACUCUUCCAUUUCUGUAGCAGUUCUCCUCUAUCAGGCUUCAGAAAGUCAUAUCUGUGUGUGAACGAACAUGGAACCUUUUGUUUACAGAAAUCCGUCAGGUUUAUUCAUGUUGGACUUGCACAAUGUACUGCUGUCAUCUUCUGCUUGUUACUCAGUGUCUUCCAGUCUUGGGAAGAGGUGCACAUUCUGUCUGUCUGUCUGUCUCUGUCUGUCUGUCCACCCUUUUAACAGCAAGCUGAUGCAUUAUUAAAAACAGUGACAUCUUGCAAAGGGUGAGAUGAAGUUGAGUGGACUCGGUGUACCAAGACUCUUCCUGUCACUUUGACAAGAGUCCGGUUUCAUUUAGUGUUUUCUGUUUGUAUUUUUUUUUUGGCGGGGGUUUUUGAUUUCACUAAGACGGAAGCAACUGGACAGUUUGACCAGCCCCAUUAACAGGGAAAGGAAUUUUAAAAAGUCCAAAAGGAAACUGUGGCGGGUGGAGCUUUUCAAACUGGAGUUCAAAGAUGCCAAUGCUGAAUACAGUAUGAAACAGGAGAGAUAUGCCAUGGUCAGCUUUUGGAUGUAUCAACAUUUUCAAUAAUAAAAAAAGUCAACCAAAAGAUGAGGCUGACUGUAAAGGCCAUACCAGCAUUGGCUGGACAUUCUGUUAGAGGUCCCUUUGGGAGAGGGUGGUGGGAAGUGGGAGACACAGCUGUUUACACACACGUGAUCCAUUGUGUGAACAGGAGUUUUGUCUUCUGUUAACCAAUUGUGGUACUGUAUGUGUGUGUUUUUGUUUCUUUGUUUUCCUGCAUCUUGUAUACCUUUUACCUGUAGAAGUAUUUUUACUAGGGUGCUUUAUAAAGUGUUUCCAAGCAUUGUAAUUAAAAGAAAGAAAGAAAAGAAUCAGCUGCUGUAUAUAGUGCAUAUUUUAUGUACGGACCAAAAGGUUAUAAAAAAAAAAUAACUUUUUUUUAUGUAAUACAAGUUUUAUUACAUGUGGUGUAUGUUAUCUACUGCUAUUACUAAUAUUGCAUAUCCAUUAGCAGGGUAUUUAGGGUUUUCAUAGUUCAAGUGGUAUUUGUACAUACCUAUAUCACACAAACAGAAAUUAUGUUUAGCUGGUUUUUAGUGGUGGUGUGUUAUUUUUUAUUUUUUUUUGUACCAAACGGUAUCUGUUUGAGUUUUUUUUUUUUUUCUUGCUAGAGAUGGUAGAAACUUUUUUGAAUCCUGUCGGUAUGAUUUUAAUGUCUGAAGUCAGUCUGUAGGUAAUAAGAUCAAGUAGUGAGUUUUGCACUUGUAAACACAACCAGCUUUUUUAACUGAACACUGGGUCGGGCGUUCUACUACAUAAACCUCAUCCCCGUUACAUUUUGAUUCUGUUUUCGGUAGUGUAUAAGCCAGUGUCUGCUGUAUUUUUUUUACUCAGAAUAUAUUAUCAAGUGUUGAUUUAGGGGUGAUUUUUAUUUUUUUUUUUUUUAUUCUUUUCAAGGAUUUAAAAUCACCUUCAGGAUCCACGAUAUUUCUGCUUGAGGGCCCUGGACUGAAAUUUAUGAUGGUGUGUGUCUUGAAUGAGAUGAAAUGUGUUAAGCUACUUUCUGUAGCUUAAUACAUUUUAAGGGGGACUAUAGCAUAGCCUGCAGAUUCAGCCUGCAUCCCAUGGGCUGCUUAAUGAACUUCAGCACUGUGCUUUGAUCAGCCUGUCUGCUGUGUGCUCUUCUAUCCCGUCAGGUGAUCUAAAACAUGAAUUUGGGGAGAGGUGGGCUUCCGUGUCUCCAUAUCUCCAUAUCAGCACAGUGAUUGAUCCUUGAACAAAAUAAACCCAGAGGGAACCUUCUUGAUACUCACAUUUAAUUUGACAGGUCAGAUUGCAAAUUCUUUGUUAAAUUAAUAAGCUAUGGUCCUGUGGAACAAAAGCGGAGCCCCCCCACCCCUGCUGUCUCCAAGUAAACUUGCUGCUCUUUCUAGAUUUAUAAAUCCUCCACCACAACUUUAAAACAGCAUUGGUGUACUACGUGGCUGCUGAAGGAGACUUUGGCAAUAGGAAAGUGUUAAAAAAAUAAAUAAAUUCAAAAGGUGGUUUGAGUUAUAACUUUUUGGCUCCCAACAAUUUUGUAGUUACUGUAUGUGGCUCUCCACAAACAAAUUAAGUGCAGACCACUGUUUUAAAUGUUUUAAAAACAUAUUCAAGGUACAUUUUAGUUUCAUGCAUCAUGACAGUUUACUGAAGUAAUUUACUAGUUUGUUUAGUUUCUCCAAAAGAGUGAUUUUUUUUUUAGUUAAACAGCACUGUAGAGUUCUGGAAAAUGAUGAUGUGUUUGUUGUCAUGUGUUCAUCUUAGUAACGUUAAUCUGCAUUCAUGGGAAACAGGGUAUGCAAGUUCAUUUAUGAGAUUUAUGAAGCAGUAGAUUAGAGGACUGCUGUUUCCAUCAUGCAGCGACAGAAUUUUCAUUUCUGAUACAGAAGUAAACAAAGUUGUUCUUAAAGCAGUUUUGACAGAUCUUUGUUGUUGUAAAACUAAAAGGGAAACCUUUUUACGUGAUAUUGGUUUUCUUUUAUUGGAAGAAUUGAAAGCAUUACCUUGUUUUGAAUGUAAUCCGUGGUGAAAGAUACAAGUAAGUUAACAGUGCCUUCUUCAUCACAAUCCACACGGUCUGAUGAGAAACCAAAACCACUCAUUGUGUGCAAUGAUACCACAGCUUGUUGAAUUGGGAAUGUUUGUUACCUUAACACUUAAACUGCCAGCUUUUGUUUUGUAGUUUUUGUGGUGUUUUUGUUUUUCAUGUUUUUACCUGAUUAAAAAAUAUAAUUCUCAAAUAAAUAUCAAAUUUAAAGAAGAA
Molecule: messenger RNA, 4416 nt
Organism: Acipenser ruthenus (sterlet)
Lineage: Eukaryota; Metazoa; Chordata; Actinopteri; Acipenseriformes; Acipenseridae
Product: heparan sulfate 2-O-sulfotransferase 1-like
Exons: 7
Coding region: 349-1416 (355 amino acids)
Cellular component (GO): membrane
Molecular function (GO): heparan sulfate 2-sulfotransferase activity
Source: RefSeq, a predicted model, not a curated record